Molecule: messenger RNA, 1000 nt
Organism: Lotus japonicus
Lineage: Eukaryota; Viridiplantae; Streptophyta; Magnoliopsida; Fabales; Fabaceae
Product: chlorophyll a-b binding protein of LHCII type 1-like
Exons: 1
Coding region: 93-887 (264 amino acids)
Biological process (GO): response to light stimulus; photosynthesis, light harvesting in photosystem I
Cellular component (GO): plastoglobule; chloroplast thylakoid membrane; chloroplast envelope
Source: RefSeq, a predicted model, not a curated record
ACUCAACUAUCCAGCAUCAACAAUAACCAUUCUCUUCACAUUCAAUUAUAUAUAUAGUUUUCAGCUAAGUUAAUUGGCACUAGCAUUAUACAAUGGCUACUUCAACAAUGGCUGUCUCUUCUCCAUCAUUGGCUGGUCAGGCAAUCAAGCUUGCCCCCUCCAUUCAGGACACUGGAAGGAUCACCAUGAGAAAAACAACCACCAAAUCCAAACCCGUUUCUUCUGGAAGUCCAUGGUACGGCCCAGACCGUGUCAAAUACUUGGGCCCAUUCUCAGGUGAGUCCCCAUCCUACCUCACUGGUGAAUUCCCAGGCGACUAUGGUUGGGACACUGCCGGACUUUCUGCUGACCCAGAGACAUUUGCGAAAAACCGUGAACUUGAGGUCAUUCACAGUAGAUGGGCCAUGUUGGGAGCCCUAGGCUGUGUCUUCCCCGAGCUCUUGGCCCGCAACGGUGUGAAGUUUGGUGAGGCUGUGUGGUUCAAGGCCGGGUCCCAAAUUUUCAGUGAAGGUGGACUUGACUACUUGGGUAACCCGAGCCUAGUCCAUGCACAAAGCAUUCUCGCAAUCUGGGCCACCCAAGUUAUCUUGAUGGGUGCCGUUGAAGGUUACCGUAUUGCUGGUGGGCCACUUGGUGAGGUGACUGACCCACUGUACCCAGGUGGCAGCUUUGACCCAUUGGGCCUUGCUGACGACCCAGAAGCUUUUGCAGAAUUGAAGGUGAAAGAACUAAAAAAUGGUAGGUUAGCCAUGUUCUCCAUGUUUGGUUUCUUUGUUCAAGCUAUUGUUACUGGAAAGGGACCUUUGGAGAACCUUGCAGACCACCUUGCUGACCCAGUCAACAACAAUGCUUGGGCCUUUGCCACAAACUUUGUCCCUGGAAAGUAAGGAAAAGAUACACCAAAACAGAAUCUCAUUUGUCAUUUGGUAAAAUGUAUGUCUUAAUUGUGCCUUUGCAAAGAAUGUGAAUUAUAAAUAUAUGUUUGGUCUAUUUAGAUUUC